AUGUCGUCAACGGGACGCGCGUUUGCAGACUCUGAUUCCGAUUCCGCCCCUCUAGGGACGUCUUUAAUCGCCUGCUUAGACGCGCUGCCUGUUUGGUUGGUUCCGCCGGCUAUUGAGGUUCCGAAAGGGACUGGACUGGGCAGCUCAGACUUUAUACUCGUGAAGAACAUAUUCGUUAUGCUGUCCGGCAGCAUGCUCAGCACAUCCCCAACCACUAUCUCCGGCCCACCUGCCCCGCUUCCCCCUCCCUGCGCCGCUCCCCCUGCACCCUCCCCGCUGCGCACCCCCGCUCCCCCUUUUGCCCCCCCCCUCCCCGUGCCUCCCCCCUUCCCUGUCCCGCGCUCCCCUUCCUCUUCCGCGUCUGAAGCUUCGGAGCUGGAGCGGGAGGGCGCCUGCUUGACGGGGAACGGACGCCCGAGCAUGUCAGUCGCACCAGGGGAUCGGUUCUUGGGGCUUACCGCCAGGAAUCCCGUACUCCCCAUGCGAUCUAGCCUCAAUCGCGGAGGGGUAUUUCCAACUUUAGCUCGCGGGCCCGCGCUGGCUGCAUGCUGCGGUUGGGGGGGCAUCAUGGGGGAAAGGUGGCUCCGCUUCGGCUCGAAAUCCGCUUGCGCGGAAGACCCGUCUCUUCCUCCGCGUCCGCUUAUGGGCUUCGCGGGGCUGCCAUCCCGCAAGCCCCCCAUCCUCCCCUCACCCGCGUUCUGCGCCGAUGGCAGCGCGAGAGCUGCGCCGCUGCUGGCCCUCCGCGCAUGGUGCACCCUCGGCGCGCUGGUCGAGCGCUCCGCCCCCUCUUGCAGGCCCUCCGCCAAGCCUUGCGCGUUCCGCGCGCGCGGAGCGACCUGA
Molecule: messenger RNA, 840 nt
Organism: Closterium sp. Yama58-4
Lineage: Eukaryota; Viridiplantae; Streptophyta; Zygnematophyceae; Desmidiales; Closteriaceae
Source: the annotation of a GenBank genome assembly